Acanthoscelides obtectus is the source of this 457-nucleotide messenger RNA. The record is from the annotation of a GenBank genome assembly. Lineage: Eukaryota; Metazoa; Arthropoda; Insecta; Coleoptera; Chrysomelidae.
AUGAAAAGGAUAGUUCUGAGUAAAAAUCCGUCAAGUACUAUUUCUGUGACAUGCUUCCAAAAUUUUAGAUACGAAUGUACUUCUGAAGUGCCAAAAAAUUUACUAAAAAAAAGGAAAGGAAAAUUUGCUACGCAGGAAUUUGGAGAGGGAUGGGAAAAUGAUGAAGACCUAAGUUGAAGAGGAGCAAGAAGAGGUGUGCGAUUGCUUAGAAGAAGACAUCGGACUUCAUAUUUAGAAUUUUUUUUUUAUUUAACUUAAACCCCUUAAAUAAUGUUUAACUGAAAAAUAAAUUAUAAUUAGUAGAAUAUUUUGGGCAACACUCGAUAAAUCCAAUUCCUGUUGAACAAAAGUCGAUAAAUCCAAAUUUCAAAUAUAAAUAUAAAAAAUAACUUUUCAAUGAUACUGUUAUUAUAAUGUCAGAAAAUAAUCAAAAGAAUCCAAUAAAAUACAGAAUAAA